Messenger RNA from Adelges cooleyi (spruce gall adelgid), 552 nucleotides. RefSeq lists its product as uncharacterized. Lineage: Eukaryota; Metazoa; Arthropoda; Insecta; Hemiptera; Adelgidae. The transcript is spliced from 5 exons. The coding region runs from base 36 to 506 and encodes 156 amino acids. The record is from RefSeq and is a predicted model, not a curated record.
UUGAGAUAAGUUUAUCUUGCAUAAAAGUAUUUAAAAUGAAAUCCAACGCGAGUGUUGCGCUGUUUGCAGUGUAUUUGUUCGGUGUAAUUGUGUCUUUGAAUAGUUCGCCGAUGGUACCAAGCGGUGGCGAGACAUCAGGGACAUCAGAGACAUCAGAGACCUUACCCGUCUCUAUAUGCAACUACAUAUUGAAUAUUUUGACUCCAAAUAGACCAGGAGGAAUACCCGGAAAUGAAUAUAAAAUCAUAACAGAUCCUGAUUUUUUGAAAAAUUUAGAUAGUCUAAAAGAUAAUAGUUUUAUAUCAGACUAUUUGAAAUUUCAAUUAGACUCUGAGUUUAUUGCACGGGUUACAGAAGCCAGGAACCAAAUUUUUCUUGGAUUAGAAAAUGGAAAUUCAGAAGAUCGAGAAAAAGAAGCACGUGAUGCUUUACUCGAUAUAACAAAAAAAAAAAUAAAUAAGAAGAAGGGCAAUAAUAAAUUAAAAACUUUAAAUCUUAAGAUUUAAAAAAAGUAGCAUCAACCGAUUUUUUUUGUAGAUCUGCAAUUCGAAA